Gadus chalcogrammus (walleye pollock) is the source of this 5246-nucleotide messenger RNA. RefSeq names its product vascular endothelial growth factor Ab (gene vegfab). Lineage: Eukaryota; Metazoa; Chordata; Actinopteri; Gadiformes; Gadidae. The record is from RefSeq and is a predicted model, not a curated record. Gene Ontology annotation, molecular function: heparin binding; growth factor activity; vascular endothelial growth factor receptor 1 binding. Gene Ontology annotation, cellular component: membrane. Gene Ontology annotation, biological process: sprouting angiogenesis; induction of positive chemotaxis; response to hypoxia. The transcript has 8 exons. The coding region runs from base 1135 to 1764 and encodes 209 amino acids.
AGGACGCACGCACGCAGUAUACGUGUCCGAAAACACGGUCCACCUUAUUGAAGUGCGUAUUCCGUUGCGUAAUUCGUCUUCUUUUACUGUCAUGACACCAACGGAUGUGGGUCUAGUCUGGUUCGUGUUUAUUUUUUAAAACGACACUCACGUGGCUGGCUGUGUUUAAUUGCAAUGUAUAUUGUUGUAAAGAAUUUGCUCUGUGAUCAGGUAUGUUUUGCGUUCCUAUACUAUUAUUUGCCCACAUAGGAAAAAAGUAGAAAUGUCCAUGAAUGAACAACAUUUAACCCACGAGGAUGGUAUAUUUUGGACCUCAAUGAGAGCAUAAUACAACACCAGAUAUUCACCGAUAAGAUUCAAAUUCACAAACAUUCGGCCCUUUGAGGCUUUGAAUUCGUGGUUUACAGUAGCCUCGCGCUGUCGAUCACCUGUCAAGGCGGUAUGACAGAUCUCUGUGAGGAUUUGAAAUAGACCGAGAGCAAGCAAAGGGCACGCCCAUCUUGAGUUUUAGAGCCAAUCGCAGACGUUUCGCGGAACGUAUCAUGGAACGUAUCAUUCCAUUCAGCUCCAGAGUCUGACAGCGUGAAACGGAGCUGGUCGAUUUUUUAAGUUAACGGAGAGAGAAGACACUGCAAAGGGGCUGCGCAAAAAGGAGAGCCAAGGAAAAAAGAAACACAGGGUUUGAGCAACUUGGGCAAAGUUUGGACGGAUAUUUUGGCACAAUACGACGACUCAGCAUAUCUGUACACACGUUCAAGGAGUUCAAGUUCCAAUGGACAGGCAUUUGGAGACGCUUGACGCACUAAGCAUGGAAUUAUUUCUGUAAUGUGGAUUGCUAUUCCCCUUCAAGAAAAUGAUAGUCUGCUUCAGAACAAUGUGAAAAGAUAUGCGUCCUGGAUUCUCGUGUUUCUGGACAUUUUGAAAAAUAUUGGCAACAGUUGAAAGGAAGGCAUGCGCAAAGGAUUUGCCCCAAACGUGGGACCAGAUUUGGACUAUCAGUCACCGGUUCCUUAUUUAGAGACCUUUUAGCAGUUCUAUUUUUGUUAUUAUUUGAGUUCCACACUUCAUAUUUGUUACAAUUACCACAUUGGUUUGUUGGAUUUUCAGCCGUCAUCUGCCAUUGGAUUUUCAACCAUGAACUUGAUUGACAGUUUGACGCUAUUAUUUUUGACGCUGUCAGUUGUCAAGAGUGCCCACAUACCGAGAGAAGAGGGGAGAGGUACAACCGACGUCGUCCCCUUCAUGGAGGUGUACAACAAGUCCCAGUGUCAGCCGCGGGAGGUGCUGGUGGAGGUGCUGCACGAGUACCCCGAGGAGGUGGAGAACAUCUACAUCCCCUCCUGCGUGGUGCUGCGGCGCUGUGCCGGCUGCUGCAGCGACGAGAAGAUGCAGUGCACCCCCACGUCCAGCCAUAACAUCACCAUGGAGAUUAAAAGAAUAAAACUGCACAGGCAGCAAAAUAAUUCAUUUAAGAGUUUUGCAGAACACAUCGCAUGUGAGUGCAGACUGCUAAAGACAGAAGUCAUAGAGCAAGAAAAAAAGCCCAAAGGAAAGCGUAAAGGCCAAAAGAGAAAGCGAAAGAAAAACCGCGACCUAAAGAAUCCUGACGUUGUGUGCGAGCCGUGCUCAGAGAGGCGAAGGAAGCUGUUUGUCCAGGACCCUCGCACCUGCCAGUGUUCCUGCAAGCACACAAACGAACACUGCAAAGAGCGCCAGCUAGAGCUCAACGAGAGGACCUGCAAAUGUGACGCACCCAGGAGAUGAGACCGGAGCACCAAAUGUUCAAGAUGAAGGAAUAUUUUUGAAAUAUUUCACAGCACAGCACUUUGUCUUUUACCCGUAAAUUUGCGGAAAAGGUUUUUUUUUUUUCUCUGUUGAGAGAGCAUUCCCCCUGGACUGACCGCCUGAGAGCAACCGAAAGGGACUGAACGGACUGAAAUCUCUUGCCGUCGCAUAUCUGUGUGUAAAUACCACGAUAAACAAUACAUCAUUUGUAUGCUGCUAAGAAAACAAAUAACUAGACCUAUCCGUUUUUUUUGAAGAUUAUAAAGAAAAUGGCCGCUCUUCUGCAUUAUAUUUGUAACGAGGCUUUUAACAGACAUUCUGUGGUACGCCGGUUCAUUUUAUGCAAAUUCCUUCACUGGAUUAGAGGCUACUGUAGAAUAAAUUUCGAUCAUGAAUGACAGAACAUGGUGAAACUGAGGAGCAUGUGGGAGCGCAAUCAUUCAAAAUGGCGGAUGAUUUGUUUCUUUUUGUUUCUGCGGUACAACUGUCGCUAGAACCGUCCGCUCAGCACCGAGAGACAGUCGGGGAUCUGUGCCUCAGAGUGGACCGAGCCCUUAUGAAGUUAUGGAGCCUGGCGUGGAUUAUGAAUGAUGCUUUGCCAAUGGUUGCUGUGUAGGUAAACGCUACACUAAAGAAGAUCAUUUGGAGUGCCAUAUACUUUUAAAGGGAAGUCUGUUAUCAUGAGAGCAUUUACUGGCACAUCCAAUGUGAAAACCACUGACAACAUCCACCUAUAUAUAUAUAUAUAUAUUGUAGUUUUGAUUCCAUUUCGCAAAACUGUGUGUUCACAAAAACGUACUGAGAAAAUCUUCUUCAAAAUGCUUCUUAAAUUAUUUGUUUCGUUGUUUCGUUGGCACAGAAGACGGUACAUUGGGUGGGUGACCAGACAGUCAGGUGGCUCUGAAGUUGUGACGUAAAUGCAUCAACAACAAUAACAGAUCGUCUUCUCCAUACUGUACAUACUUUAUAUUCCUUUAUGCCAUAGUCCAUCGUAGAUAAUUUAUAUUGCUAUAGAGUAUUUUUUUCAGUAUUCCCUCUUCUACCUUCCCAUAUUUAAUUGGAUCUAUUUAUAUAUGCAGUGUUAUGUACCGACGGUCCCCCCCUCCCCUUAUCUCCCCAUGUCUGUGAGGUCAGUCAUGGCUAGCAUGGAGACGCCAUGCUUUUGUAGAAAAGAAAAAAACAACAUGUUAACAUUCCCUCCAUGAAUCCUUCGUCAAGAUGGCGUCUGUUUUUUGUUUGUCACUCAUCCAAGGGUGUGGAUGCGUUUUUGGUAUUUGAAACGUGUGUGCGUGUGUGUGUUUGUGUGUGUGUGUGUGUGUGUGUGUGUGUGUGUGUGUGUGUGUGUGUGUGUGUGUGUGUGUGUGUGUGUGUGUGUGUGUGUGUGUGUGUGUGUGUGUGUGUGUGUGUGUGUGUGUGUGUGUGUUUGCGUGUGUACGUGUUUGUGUGCAUGUUGAAAAAAUAUCAAGCAAUGCUUUUAAGUUGCCCUCAACACCCUAUUGGACACAAGCAUAAUCUACUGUUAAAUUCUGCAUUUAAAUAUUAUGAAAAAGCAAAACUUUCGGAUUUGGAUGGUGGAAAAAAACAAAAAACGGCAUAAUCCGUACCACCAGCCAUUUAAAUUAGGGUCAUAAUGUUUUGAUUAUUUUUCAUUAACAUUAACAUGUUUGUCUUUGUCUAUGUAAAGUAGUACUGCAUAUUUAUUUUCAAAUUAUAUUGUUUUAUAUAAAAUAAGAAGAAGGUUGCUAUGUUUUAUUGUGACGGCUGCAUUUUUAAGACAAUAAGUCGCAUAUAGGUCUGAUUGUGGUGUUCGUUAAGGCUAAAGUGAUAGGCCUGUUGUAUCAUUAACUGUUACAUCAAUGUAUUCUCUAGUCUCACAAUGUGUUCACAAUGUUUUGAACCUGAACUGAAGAACACUGAGAGGUUGCUAAAUCGUUGGCCAUGUUUGUUUUGAAACAAAUUUCCACUUAGCCGUACAUGCUAAAUGCUUACUGAUGGAUAAGCCACUGGAGAGGGCUUUAAUGCCACUGUGUUUAAGACCCGCUUCACUGACUCUUUAUGUGCACCUGAAUAUGUAGCAAACCAAAUCCCUAUAAACCGUGGGCCCCCUUCACUCGGCAAAACACUCCAAAGAAUGCCAUAAACCACAUAAUCUGUGGUUUACCAAGAGCUAGCUAGUGCGCUAGCCAUAGCCGCGUGUCUGUGGCUAUGUAAACGUUAGCUAACCUUGGUCAGCGAGCGUACAUGGACUUCACUGUUGAUUUAGCAAGUCUAUCUCUGCACACACAUAGAGUGGAAUGCUUAUCCUAUUGAUUAAUGUGACACUCAGUGCCUACGAUUUGUUUUAUGCCCAACCAACAGUGAUGUUAAUGUCAAAUCGAAUAGUUUAUAUCUAGUUUUAUUUCAUAAAUGAUCAAUUUGACGUAUUCUUCGUAAAAGUGAAGCAAGAGAAAACACAACUGAGAGAUUUAAUUUCAUGAAAUGAAUAAAUUUGACAGACAAUUAGGUAACUAGGCCUACAUUCACAAUGCUUAUUUGGGUUGUUUGUGUGGGAUUUGUGUAUGUGAUAGAAGGUUGAGUUGCAUAUUUCUUGCAGCCUACCCCUUCCCUUUCAUCGCUAACUUAAAAUAGCCUACCUUUUCAAACGUGAACCAAAUGGCACCUCAACACUCACCAUACACCAACACCAUACCUCCUCUCGGCACGCAUCACUUUCAUCAACCCGUUUGAUCAAUGAUGAGUGCUCACUUAAUCUCAAAUUGGGGCGCAGUAUGGUAGCCUGGUUUAUGUUAAGUUAUGUGCUGCAUUAUGGGAUUCAGCGUAGGCCCCUAUUCUUAUCCAACACAGUCUCUUGGGAAGCUCGUUUCUCGAUUGUCACGUAAAUAGGUAGUUUACUUUUCUUGUUCAACAAGUUAGAAUAUCGAUGAUUUCAAUUCCUCUAUGUAUGGCCUUUAGACAGAAGUUGUGUGUUUUUAUUAAUCAGCUUUUUCUUUGGUGAAGUGAGCAUAAUGGAGGAGCUGAAUGGGGCGAGUCAUUACAUUGGUGUUUGUUCCCACUGUGUAGAGCGUCGUGUGUACCGAGACAUCAGUGGAAUGAAGAGUUGUGUGUGUGUGUGUGCGUGUGCGUGUGUGUGUGUGUGUGUCAGUCAAGGUCAGAAGUUAAGUGGGACUCAUGGCAUUUUCGAAAUCAAGAUGACGUAAAAUAAAGGGUUAACUUCUGUAUUUUACUCUGCAUUUGCAAAGAGUUGUAUUUCCCAAAUGUUUUCAUGGGAGUCAUUGCAUAUUGGUCCGUCAUGCAACAUAGACAAAAUAAGGUGUUACCGAAAAUUUGAUAUAAUGGCCCCAAAAGUAUUACAUGGGGGCCAAAAAAGCCCUUGUUAAAAUAGUUAAUUUCCUAUCGUGUGUGUGUGUGUGUGUGUGUGUGUGUGUGUGUGUGUGUGUGUGUGUGUGUGUGUGUGUGUGUGU